This is a messenger RNA of Dendronephthya gigantea, 2205 nucleotides long. RefSeq lists its product as uncharacterized. The transcript has a single exon. Gene Ontology annotation, biological process: DNA integration. Gene Ontology annotation, molecular function: nucleic acid binding. The coding region runs from base 1 to 2205 and encodes 734 amino acids. The record is from RefSeq and is a predicted model, not a curated record. Lineage: Eukaryota; Metazoa; Cnidaria; Anthozoa; Malacalcyonacea; Nephtheidae.
AUGCUAAGAGGGUUUUACGUAGACGAUUUAGCAACCGGUGAGAAGUCUACAGAAAGGGCGUAUUUGCUUUAUACGAAAGCUAGAGAGCGCUUGGCAGAGGGCGGAUUUAAUUUGCGUAAAUGGCGCACAAACAACAACGAAUUGCGGUUGCGCAUUGAAAGGGAAAACUCAGAGCAAAACGGUGCCAAGGGACUUGAGCCAACGUAUGCCAAAACAGCACUUGCGUGCCAAGGCGGAGAUCAAGUUGAUAAGGUAUUAGGGCUCGAGUGGGAUUGCGUGGGAGAUACAAUUAAGUUUAAUUUUGGCCAUUUGACCCAGAAAGCGCAAAGUUUAGAGCCUUCGAAGAGAAAUGUUUUGAGCCUUCUUGCUUGUAUAUUUGACCCCCUAGGACUUAUAAGCCCAACGGUUGCAAAGGCUAAGAUUUUAUUUCAAGAUAUUUGUGUCAGCGGGCUAGAUUGGGAUGAUGUAUUGAGUAGGAACUUGAGAGAAAAGUGGGAAAAGUGGUUAGCAGAUCUUAGGGAGACCGAGGAAGUGAUACUUGAGAGGUAUGGGGAAAAACGAGUGGGCGAUAGAGUUAGUACAGGAGGAGCCAAACAUUGGUUGCAUGGUUUUGGUGAUGCGUCAAAAAGAGCAUAUUGUGCCAUUGUAUAUCUUGUUACAAUUGAGAGCGGUAAAGCGUAUGUAAAGUUGAUCGCUAGCAAAACUCGAGUUGCGCCGCUAAAAGAAUUAACAAUACCACGUUUAGAAUUAAUGGCGGCCAGGAUUUUGGCGCAGUUGAUGCAUGCAGUAAAGAAUACCUUAGAAUCUGAGUAUAAGUUUGAGGGUAUUAGGUAUUGGACGGACAGUAAGACGACGCUGUGUUGGAUACGCAACACAGGAGAAUGGAAACAGUUUGUUAGACAUAGAGUUGACGAGGUCUUGAAAUUGACUAAUAAGCUUGAUUGGGGACAUUGCCCGGGAAAGGAAAAUCCCGCUGAUUUGGGGUCCAGAGGUGUUUUGGUCUCGGAAUUAAAAAAUAGCAAACUUUGGUGGCUAGGACCGGGAUGGUUGACAGGGUCACCAAGUGACUGGCCACAGUUGGGGGAUAUUCUACCCACACCAGAAAGUAAGCGAGAAGAGAAAAAAUUGAGUGUUAACUUGAUGAUAACUGUAGAUUCUCUGUACGGAAUUUCAAAUUUGAUUAAAGUAAAUAAGUUCAGUUCUCUUACUAGAUUAUUAAGAGUGACAGGUUGGUUGAAACGAUUUGUUGCGAAUUUGAAACGAAAGAAAGCAGGGGAGAGCAUAGUCAAUGGAACGUUGCAUGAGAGUGAGUUGAGAGAAGCUGAGGUAGAGUGGAUAAAGGUAGCACAAUUAGUUUUAAAAGACCAAACUAGUUAUAGCCAGUUAGAACGACAGUACGGGUUAAUAGAAAGAGAUGGCAUAUUGUAUUGUACCGGAAGAUUAGGCAAAUCCGAUUUAGACAUAGAAGCAAGAGAGCCAAUAGUUUUGCCAAAGGGUCAUAUAUUUACCAAGCUGGUUAUAAAAUGUUGUCAUGAUUAUGUUUUGCACAAUGGUGUAAGGUCUACUUUAGCACAGCUUAGGUCGAAAUAUUGGGUUCCUCAGGGAAGACAAGAGGUGAAACGAGUGUUAGCAACUUGUGUAAUAUGCAAGAAAUGGAAAUGCAAGCCAUGUACCAAACCGCGCCAGGCGGCGUUGCCAAGAUUUCGCGUUACAAAGUCUGCACCAUUUGCAAACUCAGGCGUUGAUUUCGCAGGGCCUUUAUUUGUUAAAGCUAAGUACGGCAAGAGUAUGAAUAAGGUUUAUAUAGCGCUAUUUACGUGCUGCGUGACGCGAGCUGUGCAUUUGGAGCUAGUUGAGAAUUUGAAAGCGCCAACAUUUUUGCGAUGUUUUAGGCGAUUUGUCGGCAGAAGAGGAACGCCAAAAAUUAUGGCUUCGGAUAACGCAAAAACGUUCAAGGCUAGCAAACGAAUUUUACGAGAUUUAUUUGAUAACGUCGAAGUAGAGGAUUGUUUGAGUAACAAGGGAAUAGACUGGAGAUUUAAUUUAGAAAGGGCCCCUUGGUGGGGAGGUUUUUUCGAAAGACUGGUCGGGGUCGUUAAAACGUGCUUGAGGAAAGUGAUUGGGAGCGCGAAACUUACGUUCGAUGAAUUAAGAACGAUAUUAGUAGAAGUAGAAGCGACAGUAAAUGACAGACCUUUAACCUAG